AAAAGGAAAAAAAAAAAGGAAAAGUGUGAAAACCUGUUCUAUGCAUGUUUCUGCGAUUGACAGUAGCUGUCUCUCGAUAUCUGCAUGAUACCCCCCGGCGGCGUUGCCCAUGCCCUCUUGACCCUAACCCACCAGAAGCCAUUUUCCGCGCCCACCGCACUGUCCCAUGCCCAGCAAUUCCCAAUGCCAUCGUAUCGUGGAAAUGCUGCCGCAUUAAAUUAAUCCGCUAGUAUCACGGAAGCCAGACCAGGAUUCCCGUUCUGAUAUUAAGGUUUUCCAACCCUGUUUAAAUGUUCCAGCCCCUACGAAUGUGUGAUUGCGGUACCGGUAUGUGUUUGUAGGUGUGGAUUGGAUCUGUAACGUUAGAUUGCUAUGGAAGCAGUAGUGGCACAAGUUGUGCUGGACACCCACCGGUGCCAAUAUUGCCAUCGUUGGCUGUGGGGUUGGUUACGAGGAUGGCUUCUUUUGCUUCUUUUAUAUACAGUACUUUCUUUCUUUCUCUUCGUUCGCCUGCUGGCCGGGGGGAGGAGUUCGACAGGGCUAAACUCUUCCCGGUCUCGUCAUUUCGAUAACCCUCGACACCGCCACAACACUCACUCUCAGAGAACCACAUCGGUACCAUACUCUUGUGCGCUGGGAGAUCAAUCGAUCCCCUCCCCAACAUUCGCCGACGACGCAGGGCUCAGUUACUAUGCCAGCAUAGAACGGGAGACAUUGAGUCGAGACUAGGGGAUUGCUCUCACGGUUGUUGUUGUUUCUCUCAGCCCGAUCAACAACCCCUUGGGCCCUUCUCUUCACCAACUCUUUCACCCCCCUUCCCUUCCCUUCCUUUCCCCACUCUUGGGAUCGUAGUUCCACAUUUCCUUUCGUUGUUUCCCUUUACCGUCGUCGGCGCCACAGUACCCUAUCGUGCCCUCUCGUUCUCUCGGGGAGGAGGAGGAGCUGGGUAUAACCUGCCGGACCGCUGUCGUCUUGCUGCCCCGGUCAACUUUUCCUUCCGCCCUGCCGCCUCCUCGGUUCUGGGGCUCGUGUGCUACCUGCUUGGUGCUUCCGCCGGCUUGUUCUGCUUUGCUCUAUUGGACCUGAUCCGUGUUCACUCAACCAAGAAUCCGUACCCGUAUAAUACCAGUCAGUAUCUCUUCUCCUCCUCCAGCCCCAAUCCAACUCCAACUCCAACCCAAACCCCAACCCGGGCGCCGCAUUAAAAUACCAACCCCCCCGUUCCCGCGCCCGUGUUGCUUGUGUGAAGCACCGCAGAAGGGGUGAAUUUAUAGGAGACUCACUUCACCAAACCCCUUCCCAAUCUAUUGCACCCCUUAUCUCCCGCCGGCGGUCGCACAUCUUUUUUUAUUUUAUUUUUAUUUUUAUUUUCACUUCCUUCAUAGUUCUGGGGCCGACCGGGGAAAAAAUUUAGCGACACCGGGGCUAGUUUCUUCUUCUUUUCUUUUUUCUUUCCUUUUUCUCUUUCUCUUCCUCAUCUGGGAACGGGUCUGCUGCUAGCAUCUUGGAAAGGGUUGCGGUUGUCGUCGCCACUAACUAACCAACCUUUCCCACUACCAUAUUCCCAUACAUACUCCUCCCGAAAAUAUACACACAUUUUCCCCCGUCUUCAUCAUCAUCAUCGUCACCGUUAGCAUCAUCAACAUCUGUCUUCUCAUCACUGUUCAUUCAUCACACGUUGGCGCUAUUUUGAGCUCACACUGUGGUCCCUCGCUUUCUUGUUGCAGUGUUCUAAACGCGCGUAGUUUGCCUCGCCAGGGAUAAUCUUCGUUCACCUCCCAUACAUACAUUGGCUUUGCAGGAUCGAGCCUCAUCGCGCCAACUGACGCCCACCCUCACUUCAAGCAACCCCUCUUACACGUCAACUCCAUCACUUCCACAAUAGUUGCCGACCCUUUGUAUCGGCACUCCACCUAAACGAAAGGAGUUUCAGACGAUUGUUAGGCGACGAGGAGAAAAGGCUACGAUACCCUUUCGUUGCCGCGCUUCCUCGUCGUCCGAUUACCGGACUUCCGCCAAUCUAAUCAACAUGGCCCUUUCUGUACCUAAUCCGCCCACGACACCGCGACGAGUAAAGGUGUAUGAGUUGCGGAACAAUGAUUGGUUUGAUCGGGGAACUGGGUAUUGCACGGGACAGCUGGUUAAUGUAAGGACUGCCCACUUAUAGGCGUGACGAGUUAUCGUGACGGGGACUUGCUUUGUUUUUUUUUGUUUUUUUUCCCCACCUCCGCUGUUUGGUUCCUGCAUCAUGGCAGUCUUAUGGGCAAUGGAGUGGCUGAUAUACGUGGCGCACAGGACGAACCACAUAUACAAGUGAAAUCAGAAGAGGAGCAAGAUCGUAUGCUGUUGGAAACGAAGAUAAUAAAAGAUGAUGGAUAUCAGAAACAACAGGGUAUGUUCGGCUUGCCUCUUCUUUUCCCAUGCCGUUUGUGGGGAGCUUUGAUGCGUUGUUACAAAAAUUUCCCCUGUCCCUCGGACGGGCUACUGACAUCUACCCAGAAACCUUAAUUGUGUGGACAGAGCCACACGGCACAGAUAUGGCUUUGAGCUUUCAGGAACCAGAAGGUUGUGCCGCGAUAUGGUACGUCUCCUCUCCGCGCCUCUUCUUGUCGGACUUUAUACUCACCGCAUUUUGCAACAGGGAGUUUGUGAGCCAUGUUCAGAGCCAUCUUCUGUCGAUAUCGGGAGCGGGUAUGCACUUCAUCCAUCCCUUCUUGCAAAUAAAUGUUCACAUGUAUGCUGAUAGAUACAGAUGAAAUACUCUCAGACGAUGCGAACGAAACCCUCAUCAGUUCGGUGAUGCUACCUUCCCCCGAACUGGGGAAUCUCACUGAAAUCGAAGCUAUGAUCCGAUCGGCAAGCUCAACAGCCCAGGCCAGAGAUUCCCUGGGGAAAUUCGUCCUGAGUGAGGAUUUCAUUCGAAAACUCAUACCGCUGCUUGAGGUGGCGGAAGAUCUGGAGAGUCUGGAGAACCUGCAUCGGCUGUGCAAUAUUAUGAAGAUGAUAAUUUUGCUGAAUGAUACGCUGAUCAUCGAGCAUAUCGUCACGGACGAGGUCAUAUUUGGGGUUGUAGGGAUCUUGGAAUGUGCGUAUCUGUGAUCUGCCGUGUAACAGCCCCCCUAGUGCUAACCACCCUUGACCGCAGACGAUCCAGAUUUUCCAAGUCACAAGGCUAACCACCGGCAAUUUUUGUCCGAUACGUCCAAGUUCAAGGAGGUAGUGCCGAUCAAGGACCCAGAAAUCAAGAAGAAGAUCCAUUGGACUUACCGAUUACAAUACUUGAAAGAUGUUGUUCUUGCUAGGAUUCUUGACGACCCUACCUUUUCGGUGCUUAACUCUCUCAUCUUUUUCAACCAGGUGGAUAUUUUGCAGCACCUCCAGAGCAACCAGGCGUUCUUGAAGGAGCUCUUCUCAAUCUUCCACGCUGCGGAGUCGGAACCGACACAGAAAAGGAAUGGUGUUUUGUUCAUUCAACAAUGUUGUUCAAUUGCAAAGAACCUUCAGGGACCUGUAAGAUCCCAACUCUACAACCACUUUAUCCAAAACGGACUCUUUGCUGUCAUAGAUUUCGCGCUACUCCACGACGAUGCUUCCGUCCGCAUUGCGGGUACGGACGUUUUGGUGGCCAUGAUCGAUCACGACCCAGCGAUGAUGCGAGCGUUCAUCUUCCGACAAAUCAGCGACAAGCAAAAGCCAUUGACGGACACCCUGAUUGAAUUGCUGUUGGGAGAGCAGGACCUGGGAGUAAAAGCGCAGAUCGCGGACGCUAUCAGAAUCCUGCUUGACCCCGCUACGGGGCUGCAGAUCGAGGGACUUGGAAAGGCUAGUGACAUAACCUCGCGGUUGCAUCCUCGAAAUCAUAAUGCGGACCGUGAAACUGAGAAUUUUUUGAAGACCUUUUAUGACGACUCCGCCAAGAAACUAUUCCUCCCCUUGUCAGAGCUUGAUAGCAGGAAGUCACGUACGUUACCCUUUGACACCCAGCGAUUGUCAAACCAAGUUGGCUGAAGUUUUGUUGCAGUGAAAGCCUUGUCAAUGGCAGAAGUGUCGUUAUUUUCCCAUCUCGUGGAUACGCUAUGUUUCUUUGUCCGACAGCACGCAUUCCGAGGAAAGUACUUCCUUCUGGCAGAGAAUCUCCCCUCGAGGGUUGCGCAGCUGCUCCAAUCGCCUGAGAAGCAUCUGAAACUGUCAGCACUGAAGUUCUUCCGAACGUGUGUUGGUUUACAGGAUGAGUUUUAUAUCCGGCAUAUGAUAAAAUGGAAGCUGUUUGGGCCGAUACUGGGCAUCGUUAUCGAUACCAUGCCGAGGGACAACCUGCUGAAUUCUGCCUGUCUCGAAUUCUUCGAGUUCAUCAAGAGGGUAUGAGGGCUCGUUCUAUCCUACAGAUUUCACCACAGAAACUAACCAAAUUAUCUGUCACAGGAGAAUAUUAAACAGAUAAUUGUCCAUUUGGGCGAGAAUUAUCGCGAUCGAAUGAAGGAGAUAACCUAUGUUGACACUUUCAAUAUGUUAAUAUCGAGAUGCGAACAGCUGCAUGAUACAACCAUGCCCUCAUCAUAUGUUCAGGAAGACAAGUCCAUCAGGUAUACAUCCCCAAGCCCCCGAGCUAGCAACAGUGUAUACCGGGUCAAUUGGGCCUGGGAAAUCUUGGUUAGGAAGAGGAUAUUGACUAUCAACUAGGAAUCAUGUCAACGGUGCCAGAAGGUGGCAGGGUGUCAAGGAUAUGGAUGCUGCCGAGGAGGAAUAUUUCAAUACUUCUGAUGAUGAUGAGGAUAACGCUCCGGCACCCAAGGAUAGCCCUAUUAAGGGCGCUAACGGAAAUGGAUCGCCGGUGCCCAAACCACUGGUUGACUAUGCAGACGACGACCCAAUGGAUACUGCUGAUGAGAGCAAACCCGAGGAUAAAAGAGGGGCUGCUGCAUCGGCCAAGUCAGCGCCCGAAGGAGCUAGUCCGGCAACCUCCCCUACCACCCCCACUUCGCAAAGGUCUGAUGGCGAUGUGCCUUCUGGAGCGCCCACACCCGAAAGGUUAUCGGAGAAACGAAGGCGCGAGGAGGAGGAUGAUGAUGAGCUCGGAAAGUUGCGGAACAAACGCCGCAGCCCUACUACUAGUGGUGGGAGUGCAAAUACCCUGACCAAGAAGCGCAGUUCCGGGCCCGGCGGCAGCCCACCUACUAAAAAGAUAGCGAUAAACCUGGCCGUCAAGACAAGUACAGGAAGUGGCGACGGUGGUGGUGGGGAGGUCAUCGGGGAUGGUGGUGAAGCGGAUAACGAAAAAUAGAUGACGGUGAGGGAUAGGCGAUGGAUAGUGCAGGGGGAGUUUCAUGGCCAUCUUACUUGCUGAUCAAUUCUUAUUCUCAAUCUAGUUCCCUUUCCCUGGUCUUUGUUUGCAUACGGAUUCCCGCCUAUUGCCCUACUAUUUUCGAGCUUUUCGCCUUUCCUUCCUUUUUUUUUUUUUUUUUUUUUAAUAUCAUACCUAACCUUGGCGUAUCUGAUUUUAGUGAUUGCUUCU
Tuber aestivum (summer truffle) is the source of this 5512-nucleotide messenger RNA. Lineage: Eukaryota; Fungi; Ascomycota; Pezizomycetes; Pezizales; Tuberaceae. The record is from the annotation of a GenBank genome assembly.